AACCUACAAGUCAAAGCCAACUAUAUAUGCUUGCAUUGAAUAAUAGUAUUUUUGCAAACUUGGAACUUAUUGCAACAAAAAUAAACCGAAAUCAAGAACUAUCUGGAAGCAAGAAAAAUGAAAUCCAAAAACCAAUUGCAGAUUCUAAAAACAAUCUGUUUUUGACAAAAAUAAGUAUAAAAAGUGAUUCUCAACCAAUAAACAAAAUGUUUUCUUCUGAGUCUCAUCCUUCUUCUAAUGAGGGUAACAAAGAAUAUUAUAAAGAAGAUGAUAUAGAAAUUAAAUUUGACUUAACAAAUAUUUUAACAGAAUUAUAA
This is a messenger RNA of Racocetra persica, 317 nucleotides long. The record is from the annotation of a GenBank genome assembly. Lineage: Eukaryota; Fungi; Glomeromycota; Glomeromycetes; Diversisporales; Gigasporaceae.